Exophiala oligosperma is the source of this 1764-nucleotide messenger RNA. RefSeq lists its product as uncharacterized. Gene Ontology annotation, molecular function: DNA-binding transcription activator activity, RNA polymerase II-specific; zinc ion binding. NCBI's taxonomy places the organism in Eukaryota, Fungi, Ascomycota, Eurotiomycetes, Chaetothyriales, Herpotrichiellaceae. The transcript is spliced from 2 exons. The coding region runs from base 310 to 1539 and encodes 409 amino acids. Gene Ontology annotation, biological process: regulation of transcription by RNA polymerase II. The record is from RefSeq and is a predicted model, not a curated record.
GUGCUCAAUUGCCGCUCGUCAUUUGCAGCCACAACAACCAGUGUUCUUAUUGCUAAACGUGUCCGUUUGACGGAAUUCUGGCGCAUCCCGUUGCAGAGUGACUGGCAAUGAUACUUGGGCAGACGUGCUUCGAAUAAAGUGUUUCGUGUGGAUUGUCCAAUAUCCCGAUUCAACGCCAGAUUGUUCGAAAUACGAAUACGAUAUACGAGCCUUUACGCUCUGUCGAACACUACAGCACCCUCACACAGAUAUGCUUGGAUAGCUUCAUGCCGUAUUGCGCUCGGCUCUUUUCGGUUAUCAUCGUCUCUCAUGCCGCCCAAGAAUCAACGGCGGUCGCACACCAAAAGUAAGAAUGGGUGCUCCCAGUGUAAAGUGCGACGAAUCAAGUGCAAUGAAGUGCACCCAAUAUGUUCCAACUGCGAACGGCGGCAGAUAUCUUGCGACUUCUCGCAGUCGCCUGGUGUGAGCAGGUCGCCCAGUACCAACAUCAACGGCCAUGGCAGCGUUCCGAAGGCGGAGUGUAGUGACCGAGCAGGAUCAGCCGAUGGGGAGGCCAGGCGAAAAUCAUCACAGCAUGUGGUCGACCCAUUCCAACAACCUGACUUGGUCAGUAAUCAGAAGACCACCGAUCUCGACAUCACGAAUCUCCGACUCAUGCAUCAUUUUACCUCCUGGGUGGCACCCAAUCUUGCCAGUUCUCAUACCCCCGAAGCUCUAGCAUUAUGGCAGGUAUAUGCAGUCAAGCUAGGCUUCAAACACAACUUUCUUCUUCGCGGAAUUCUAGCCGUCGCUGCUUUUCAUCUGGGCUAUAUCCACCCAGAAAAGAAAGCAGAGUACGAUUUAAUCGGGACCACGCAUCAAGCCAUUGGCCUGAAGGACUUUCAAGAUACUCUCGCUCACGUGGACGAAACCAACUGUCACGCUCUUUUCGCCUUUUCCUGCCUCCUCAUCGUGCUUGCAUUCGCAUCCGACGCAAAAGACAAGCCGAAAGACUUCAACACUAAUGUCGUGCACUGGUUCUACCUUCUGAGGGGUGCCAAUAUCGUUCUGGACAUGCAUUCCGAAACAAUUCGAUGCAGCUUUUUGAAGCCACUGCUGGACGAGCUGUCUUACAAUGAGACCACAGCCGCUUAUACGGUGGUAGACACCGACCAGAUCACGAAGCUAUUUCGGAUCUGCAGCUUGCCAGAGCAUGAUAAGGAGACAGCUCAUGCUCUCGAUCUCGCGAUCCAUUCGUUGCUCAGCACAUUUAUCCAGGCUUCUGUGUUGAAAGGCCGAGGCGAUUCUUCGCUGUUGACGGCGUUCGUUUGGCCCAUCAAUCUGCCGCCGAAGUUUCUGGACCUACUUGGCGAGAAACAACCCGCGGCCAUGGUCAUAUUGGCACACUAUUGCGUGAUCAUGUCUUGGGGAGAAGCCGAAGAUCCAAACGACACCUGGUUCAUCAAUGGAUGGGCCAGAUACAUUCUGAAGUCGGUUCAGGAAUCAAUACCAGAAUCCUGGCAAGAGCACCUUCAAUGGCCGGCAUCUAAUUUUGAGUAAAUUGAGGCAGCUAGGGUAGGACAGCGUCAUUGCGUGGAGUUGGGCAAUAAGUUACUGGAGGUCUGCGUAACGACUGAUGUGUGAAGACUAUGGGAAUAAGGGGCCUUGGGCUCUCUCGCUUGGCUGGAUAUGCUUAAACGGGAUGUAUUCUAUGUUUAAUGGAUAUCAAUGUUGAACCAGAUAAUACUGGCCGCGUAGGUUGCUGUCUUGAAACAUCUCGUUAAG